UUGAUGGGUCGGUGUGCGGGAGUCCUGCUUUCUCAAUCAAAAGAUACCCAAAGAUACCCCUCAUCUUUUCCAUGACAACAGCUUCGGUUACCUACUAGCUAGCUAGUACAGGAGUUGCAGUAGCUAUCUCCAAAGAGUAGUUAUCACUCCAGUAGUAACUAAACUCAGUUGAUUUGAUUUACAGCAGAAACCAUACCAUGAAGUUGUUUGGCAAGAAGAAGAAAAAGGACAAGAAGGAAAAGGAAGCAGAAGAGGAGCCACCACCGGAACAACAGGAAGAACAGCAAGAGCAAACGCCACCGUCACCACCACCACCAGCAGAGGAGGCUGAGGAACUUCCUCCCAAUGAAGAUAAUGGUGGUGCCAAUGAUGAACCAGAACCAGCUGCUGCUGCACCACCCGAGAGUGGAGAGCCAGCAGCAGCUCCAGCUCCACCACCACCUCCCGUAAAAGCAGAACCUCCCAUUCCCGAAGGAUCCGGCGAUGAAUUCUUGCUGCAAGAUCCCAUUCCUCCGCUUGUGACGGAAAAAGAGGCCGCGGAAAACUUGGAUCCAUCUUGUUUUCCCCGGUAUGUCUUGAAACAGUACCGUUCCAGUACGGGAACCUUUGAAUUUCGAACGCGUGGCAAAGAAGUCCAAAAGAACGGCAAAUCCAUCCUCAAAGGAAUGAAAGAAUUCAAGGCACAUCCCGAAAAAUGGAUUGGCAUGACGUAUCAAGUCAGUAUGAAACAAUGGCCGACCAAAGAACAAGAGUACUUUCUCAUUGAACGCAAGGGAACACAGCAAUUGGCCGCGACCGGCAUUGACCCCAAAGGAUGGAUGGCGGUACUCAUUAUCGAAUAUCAACAUUUUCCGCCGUUUCCCAACAAUGACUUUCCCAUGGAAUUACGAGACAAGUAUACCGAUGAUUUCUCACACAAAGGACGACUCUUGCAUUCCGGAUCACUCAAACCGAUUUGUCCCGGACGGGGCAUGGGAUGUGCCGAUAAUCCUCUCUUGAAAGUUAUUGGUGAUAUUGAUCCGUCCGAUAUUCAUCAGGGUCAGGUCGGAGACUGCUGGCUCCUCUCGGCCAUUUCGGCCAUUGCCGAAUUCGACGGUGCCGUCAAGAAACUAUUCCGAAAGACACCCAACAUUGACGAAAUGCCACGGGCAUCCCCCAACAUUUACACCGUCACACUCUGGGAUUUACCCACCUGGAAAGAAGUCGAUAUUGUCAUUGACGAACGACUCUGUGCCAAUCCCAACACGACCUAUUCCACAUCCACCCUACUCUCGUCCAAACCUUCGGUCGAUGGAGAAAUGUGGGUCUGUUACCUCGAAAAGGCCAUUGCCGCACAUUGUGGUGGAUGGGAUGCCAUUACGGGGGGACAGUGUGUUCAUGCCUGGGCAAUCAUGACGGGAUGUCGUCACCAAUAUACUUUCAUGCGCAAUGCCGCCACCAACAAGUGGCAAUGUUGGGCCCGAUACAAUCCGCACAAGAAACAAUGGUUGCCCAUGGAAAAUGAUGUCCACAAAUGCGAUAAUGUCACGGGCGUUUGGCCGAUUCCCUUUUUUACCGUCGGCGAUAAUACCGAAACGGGAGACACCAAGAAUGAAAUGACCGACGCCCAAGUUUUUGAUAAAAUGUUUGCCUGUGAUCAAGUCAAUUAUAUUGUCGGGGCGGGUAGUAAAGGAGGUGGUACCGAUGAAGGAAUGGUCGAUAAUCAUGCCUACACGGUGAUUGAAGCCGUCAAGGAUGCCUGUGGUACCGGUAUUGAUCUCUUCAAGGUGCGGAAUCCUUGGGGAAAGGGCGAGAUUGAAGACGGUGAAUUCGAUGAUGAUGGUCCCGGUUGGGACAAGUAUCCACAAAUCAAGGCACUCCUCAACCCCGUCGUGGCGGAUGAUGGAAUCUUUUGGGUCACCAAAGAAGAGUUCUUUGAUUUCUUCAAGACUGUCUACAUUAGUGCUUCCAACAUGACCGAAUUCUUGGAGGAUUGAGUUGAGUUGAGUGCAGGAUUUGAUUGGACUCGAGUCGAAUGGAAGGAUGGACUCGACUGGAUUCGAGUCGAGUCAAGUCAAGUCAAUCAGCAACCUUUAUCGAACAAGCCACACGUUUCUUGCUGGCUAGAUGAGGGUCUCGUGUUUCACAGUAUCCAACGCAUCAGGUAGCGGUAGAGCGUAGCUUCGGAAGCGGUAGGUAGACGUAAAUAACAUCCUCAAUCUCUUUGUCAGUAGUCCGUUCGGAGCGAUCCACCUAGCUAGGAGGGGAAUCAUUCGAAUAAUCAUUUGGGAACGAGGAGUGCUAGACAGCAUCCCUACUUCGAUACAUGCUACUCACCCCAGGCAUCCGCGUGGAGGCAUAAGAAGAUGUGCAUUGGCGCUUGCUACUCUCGCGACCGUCUGAACCUCUUCGUCCUUGAAGCAUACUCGCUCCGUGCCCCCAUCUUUCCGUAGUUGUAGGUAGAGUUUCUCAAACGAUUGAAGAGGGAUAUAGAAAGAAAGCCGCCGACUAGCUACUAGUGGAAGCUACCCGAAAACGAGUUCCAGUACGAGAAGGUGCAUUCUGUCCACCGGGCUUCGUCACGGAACACAUGCAAUGGCUACUGACGCUCCACACCAAAAACCAAGACAUUAUAAAGAUACACUGCUAUAACAAACUACAGUAUCAGUCGUUAACAAGAUAGAUACUUGCAGCCAAAACAUACGAUGCACCGUGAGCCAU
Messenger RNA from Seminavis robusta, 2700 nucleotides. Lineage: Eukaryota; Bacillariophyta; Bacillariophyceae; Naviculales; Naviculaceae. The record is from the annotation of a GenBank genome assembly.